Molecule: messenger RNA, 525 nt
Organism: Suillus subaureus
Lineage: Eukaryota; Fungi; Basidiomycota; Agaricomycetes; Boletales; Suillaceae
Exons: 3
Coding region: 1-525 (174 amino acids)
Source: RefSeq, a predicted model, not a curated record
AUGGCUCAACCAGAAGUAACAUCGAUGUUGGACAAUGCAAAGGCACACUGGCAAGAUGCAGAAGUGGAUGUUCUACUUCAUCACCUGAUUCAGAAUCGGGCAGCGGGUGGCGAUGGUGGAAACUUCACAAUGCCUACCUUCAACAGUGCAGCAGCUGCUAUCAAUGACAAUGAUGUGAUUCAAACAAUAGGCCCACCAAAGAUGGGCAAGAUGGUUAAGACGAAGUGGACAUUGCUCAAAAAAAUCUUUAAUCAAAUCGAGAUCUAUCGCAAUGUAUCUGUUUUCCAUUGGGAUAAUGUGCGGGGGGCUGGAAUCAAGGGCACUGCAGCUGCCAGUGUUUGGGAUACAUAUGUUGAUCCCAAGUCACGAGCUGCAAUGCGCCCCUUUUGCAACAAAGGGUGGGCUUUGUUACAAUCAUGGUUACCCCCUAUCUCUUUUUCCCUUAUACUUGUGUAUUACGUCGUGACUGCACCUUACUGUGCCAUCAUUAGACUAACCACCUUCCAUAUCUGUAUUACAUCGUGA